AUGGGUUUAAUUGAACGUGCCACAGUGCAUGCAUCUUAUUAUCGCUAUAACCCUUCCUUGGCACCAGCAAUAGUUGCCGCCGUACUAUAUACUAUUGCGUUCAUUUUGACGCUUGUGCAAUGGGUUCGAUAUAGGGCUUGGAUUUGGGGCAUCAUGGUGGUAUCAGCAGCCAUGGAAGCAGCUGGCUGGAUCAGUCGAUGCCUUUCAGUCGAGAAAGUAACAGACAAGUCGACCUAUUCUGUACAGUUCGGUCUUGUCAUCCUUGCACCCGUUCUCAUGGCGGCUUGUUGCUACAUCAUCUUCAGCCGCAUCUUGUUUUUGAUUGUUCCCCGACAAUCACGAACUUUCAAACUAUGCUGGGUGCCGCCCCGGUUUAUUACACCUAUCUUUGUCGGGUUUGAUGUCGUCGCUUUGUUGCUCCAAAUGGGCGGUGCGAUUAUGAUCACUUCGGUCGAUGACACAGAUAAAGAUGCUAGAGACAAGCUCAACACUGGCAAACACGUUGCCCAGAUUGGUGUCAUUGUUCAGCUGGUGGCUUUCGGUUUAUUCGCUGUUGCUGCUAUUCGCUUCAACUUUACCUCUCAGCGCUUUACCAACUCUGUCAGUGAGCGUUAUGAGAGCUUUGGAGAGAAGGAGCAUAUCAUUGGCGGUGUUGCCAAAAACAAGCACUGGCCUACCCUGUUACGAGUGGUAAAUAUCACUACUAUCCUGAUCCUUGUUCGGUCCGUUUAUCGACUUGUUGAGUUCACACAAGGCACGACGGGAUAUUUGAACACGAAUGAAUGGCCCCUGUAUGUCUUUGAUGCCCUUUGCAUUUAUCCGUGUGUCGCACUUUUCGUCUACUGGCAUCCAUCGCGUUAUUUGCCGUAUAUGGGAUUCCGACUGCCAAAGGAGGCACGCUAG
Messenger RNA from Penicillium soppii, 903 nucleotides. Its product is annotated as RTA1 domain-containing protein. The transcript is spliced from 3 exons. NCBI's taxonomy places the organism in Eukaryota, Fungi, Ascomycota, Eurotiomycetes, Eurotiales, Aspergillaceae. The coding region runs from base 1 to 903 and encodes 300 amino acids. The record is from RefSeq and is a predicted model, not a curated record. Gene Ontology annotation, cellular component: membrane.